Molecule: messenger RNA, 1211 nt
Organism: Rhipicephalus microplus (southern cattle tick)
Lineage: Eukaryota; Metazoa; Arthropoda; Arachnida; Ixodida; Ixodidae
Product: deoxyribonuclease-2-beta
Biological process (GO): apoptotic DNA fragmentation
Molecular function (GO): deoxyribonuclease II activity
Source: RefSeq, a predicted model, not a curated record
ACCCAGGUUGACGCAUAUGCCGAAUGAACUGAACAUAGCGCGUUGUGUAAUCUAUACGAUAGUUAUGGUACCCUUGUUUAGCACUGCGAAUCUUCUUCUCAUAGGUGUUAGCCUAAAAACUGUUUACGGAGCUUCUUCCAAAAUAUCGUGUAAGAAUGCAAUGGGUUUUCCUGUAGACUGGUUUGUUAUUUACAAGCUGCCAAAGACCAAGGAUCAUAGAAACACGAAGCAGCUUGAUGGUGGCGAGAUGGCGUAUUACGGCAGUGAUUCAGAAAAUUCAGAAUGGGAAUUGUUGCCUUUCAGCAUUUACUUUAGAAAAUCAAACCCUGUUAAAGAGACGCUAGCACCGAUAUAUAAUGAAGCACAGAGAGAAGUGGCAUUUCUGGCAUACAACGAUCAGCCACCCCGUGGGUUCCGUAGUAGAAGAGGAGGGCACACGAAAGCGCUUCAUCUUCACAUUCAAGAGGCCAAUGUCUACCAAGCCCGUGCGCCAGAGUGGGCACACGCCUUCAGGAAAUUUUGGCUUUUGCUUCGCAAGAAGUACCUGAGGGUCAAAAAGGCUGAGUUAAGAGUUGACUACCUAAGGACAAAUGGGAGGACGCCUGUAAUUAUGAUUGCCAAGCCUCCUCGAUUGUUUACAGAUGUCUACACAAAGGACUUACGGAAACGAAUGAACGACAGCAUCACGGUCCAGUCCUGGAGAAAUGGUGCUGGCGGUGCCCAACAGAAGUACUGCUCCAUAAAAUACAGUGUCACUGAUGUCGAGACCAUCGUGAUCCGCACGGAAGAAGAAAAAUUCUAUUUUUCAACCAGAGAGGACCACAGCAAGUGGUACAUCACAAGAACCAGUGGAGUAUUCUGCUUUUCCACCUUGAAUCGCAUGCUAUCCCAAAGAAAACGAGGCGGCGAAAUUACGUGUAUAAAGGAGAAGCCUCUGGCGAAACUCUUUGAGAAGAGUAUCAAUAAGCGCAGUAAUUGUAGAAGAAAAUGACAUAUUGAAUGCACCGAUAUCUGCACAUAUCAACAACUACAACGUUGCCAAGAAGAAUCGAAGUCAUCUACUUCCUCCAUCCACUGAAUGCCAUUUUUUUCUUUCGCGUGGAGCGUUAGUUCGCAGGCAUAUAAUGGUCACUUCAACGGACUUCAAAUAUUAUUGUUAUUUCGCACGGCCCAGCAGUAUCCAGCAUUGGCGUGUACAAAGGCCUACACUA